AUUAUUAAGCUCUGCAGUGAACUAAGGCGAAGUUAUAUUUUUUUGGCAAACAACAAUAAUUUGUUUGUUUCUUGAAUAAUUUGAACACAUCAACGUUAAGUAUGGCUGGCCCGAUGGAAAGAAUUACGGUUCUCGACGAUAUUGAAAAGGAAAUUAUUACAUGUUUACAGUGUGCAGCACAAGCUCUUCUUGAACUAGGCAAAGAGAAAUCUAGCCAAAAGCAGGCAGAGUCCAACACAUCUCAAUUUCUGAGGACCCUGAGCCAGGUUGAAAGCAAGUUAAGUGAUCAGAUCAACUAUUUGACGCAAGUGUCCACCGGUCAGCCGCACGAGGGCUCGGGCUACGCGUCACAGAAAGUACUGCAGAUGGCCUGGCACCGGCUGGAGCAUGUGCGCUCCUGGGUCAAUGAACUGGACCGCCUGAAGGCUUCACAUCUAGCGGCUAGCAGUAGGAGUGUAACUAGCAACGUCCCCAAUGGAAAUAUGACUAACUCUGGAACAAGCACAUGAUUACAGUGUUAUAACAUAUUUCAGUAAAUCAUCCUUCUGUACCUAUAAUCCUGGAAAAUUAUAUGAUACAGUGGAUUGAUACAUUGUCAGUGAAAGGACUAUGUAGCCUAAAGUAUGCUAAAUUAAACAUUGAUGUGUGUAGACAUUAAUCAUAUUUAUAGUAGUAUAGCAAUAGAGGUUGGAAAGAAUCUAUAGACAUUGACAUAUAUACUAUACAUGUAACAACAACUUAUUCGAUGUAGCUGUUCCAAACCUGUUAAUGUUAUGCCUAUCUUAAAAAUAGUCUGUUCACUGUUAGUUUGAGAUAGUUAAUGAAUUUUUAAUUUUGUUCCAGUUUUCUGAAAUUUUAACUCAAUAAAUGUUAUACAGUGGAAUCUUGAUAAUCCGGUACAUCCAUUAAUCUGGCACUAAAUAUGUAUGUUAAUGUACUUCAGACGAAAGCAGUAGUGGAGUAGAAAUAAUUUGUACUUAUCUAUAGGGCCCUUGUAAUAUUAGAGUAUAAUUCUGUACAUGGCGGGAAGAAGUUGAUAAUUUGUGACAUAAAAUGGAAGAAAUUUGAAUCUUAUGUAAUUCUAUUUUAAGUUCAAAUUUCUUCAAUUUUAUAUCUUGAGUUAUCAACUUCUCGCCGUAUACCUAAUUAUCAUUCUGGGUUUUAUAAAAUACUUGUUACCUGUAAUUGCUGGAUGUCACUUUGUAACAAAUUUGUUAGAAAGAGAGACAAAUAAGUGUAUACAUUCGUGUAGACAAAUAAGUAUUACAGCCCUUUAUAAAACACAACUCUGUACUUUUUCAACUAAAAAUAGUGUUCCAUACUUUUGAUGUUGAUGUUGCGUCCGCAGGGGUUGCAUAGACUUGCUGGGUGAGAAACUUGUAAAACCUAUACAGGGUGAUUCAGGAGACGUGAGCAGGAUCAAGCUUGAGCAUUCAGUAAGUUAUAAGCAACUGUUUCGUACCAGUAUUUGUGAGAUUAACGUUCUUUAAUUUUUUACUGUUCAAAAAAAAUAGUUUUGAUUUAUUUACGCCAUGUAUGGUCACCCUCUUUGUUUUAUCCAUAAGUGACACAAGUGACAAAUUGAAUGUCAUCGGAGUCUGGUUACUUUUGAAAAAUCGUAUCUCACGCAAGUGUGACAUUUUGUUUUCUUCAUAAUCAAACUGCUGUCAUAACGGUUAAAGAGGUUUUAUCUUUCUUAAUUAAGUGUUGUAGGGUGUCCAUGAUUGUAGAUAAUCAAAUUUGUCCUUAACAAAAAGUUAAAUACCAGAUAAAAAGCGUGAUUGUUUUACUUAAAUAUGAUGGUGAACGAUUCAUUAACAUUUACUGAUUGUGUAUGCUUAGUCCUGGUCACUUCUCAUGAAUCACCCUGUAUAUAGCAUACCUAUCAAUAUGUAAGAUUACAAUGGGUAUGUUAUAUGACAAGGACGAAUUUGGGUUUUUUUAUAAUUUUGUGAGAUACAGAGUUCAUUAUGGUGUUAGAGUGAUCCAACACUGUUACAGUUAUAUGUAUAUUAUAACAUUGUACGACAGGGACAACAUAAUAACAUAUACACUAUCAAUACUAUCAUGUUGUCCCUUUUACACUGUGUUACAUAUCGUUAUAUAUAUAAUUGCCAGUAUGGCAGCACCAUUAGACAGAAAUAUAGAUAUUAUAUAGAGUUAGUAUUGAUCAAUUCUGUCUUUAGUAACGUAAUUAAAAUUAUUGUAAAUUUAAAUAAAGAAUAAACAACUAAAAGUAUCCAUGCUACAUUUUGAAAAAUAAAUAAAUACACCUUUA
Cydia pomonella (codling moth) is the source of this 2278-nucleotide messenger RNA. RefSeq names its product mediator of RNA polymerase II transcription subunit 11 (gene MED11). The record is from RefSeq and is a predicted model, not a curated record. Gene Ontology annotation, biological process: regulation of transcription by RNA polymerase II. Gene Ontology annotation, molecular function: transcription coregulator activity. The coding region runs from base 102 to 509 and encodes 135 amino acids. Lineage: Eukaryota; Metazoa; Arthropoda; Insecta; Lepidoptera; Tortricidae. Gene Ontology annotation, cellular component: mediator complex. The transcript has 2 exons.